Messenger RNA from Chironomus riparius, 957 nucleotides. NCBI's taxonomy places the organism in Eukaryota, Metazoa, Arthropoda, Insecta, Diptera, Chironomidae. The record is from the annotation of a GenBank genome assembly.
GAAAAUAAUUAAGAAACAUUUAAUAAUAAUAAAAAAAAAAAACAAGAUAUGAUAAAAAAAUUGUUUUUAAGUAUUCUCGUCCUUCAUUUUGUUGUAUCUUCAUCAUUGAUAGAAAUCAACUGCGAUUAUCAUGAUGAUGGCGAUUGGUGGGUGCUUAAAAAGUUUUAUUACUGCAAUGUGAAAAAUCAGAUGAAUAUUGAUUCGCCUGAUAGAGCUUACAUCGAAUCUGUAACUGGCAAACAUUUGAGGGACAAAAUUUUUGAUGAUGUUGAAGGAUUUGAAGCUGAUAAUUUGACAAUCCAUUAUUUUCCACGUGGAUUAGAAAAUAUAUUUAAAAACCUCAAAAUGAUCGACAUCAACAAUGGUCGAUUAAAAGAAAUUCAUCAAUCUGACUUGAAACCUUUUUCAAAAUUAGUAUGUCUUGAACUAUAUGAGAAUGACAUUGAGUCACUUGAGAAGGGACUUUUUGAUUAUAAUCCAAAACUAGAAAUGGUUUGGCUUUCAAGUAACAAAAUUUUUCAUGUCGAUGUUAAUUUAUUUGAUAACUUGGUCAAACUUACUUAUUUAUCACUCGACGCGAAUCGCUGCAUAUCUGAAUACGCUGAAAACGAUACCAAAAAAGUAAAGGAAAUCAUAAAAUAUUCAAAACAGAACUGUAAAGAUAUGAUUUAUUUGAAAAAACUGUUUCCUGAUUUCAUGGCAAAUAUUGACAAAAUGGAAGAAAACAUUGAGAAUCUUGAAAUCGAUAUAUUAGCUAACAAUGCAAUCCAUCCAGAUUAUAUCAAAAGUGAUGAUAACAACUACUUCUUUUUAGAUUUUUUUUUAAUUUUUUGCUGUGGGACAAUGGUUGGUAUUUUGGGAAUUUUAUUUUAUAAAAAAUUCUGUCCUGAUGGAUUUAAAGUAAACAAAAGAGUGGCUUUUGAAAAUCGUCAGUAUAGUAACCCGACUCUUGUUUAA